AUGGUCGCAAGUCUAGCAUUAAAUCUUUGGAAUAUAGUUAUUCGGAAUAAAGUUGAUCAUAAUAACAAAAAAUUAUGGAUGAAAUAUUGCGUGGGAUCCGGAAUUAUAGCUGGAUUAUUAACUGCGUUAGCAUUCUUGUUCGAAGUGAAAAAAUCAGGGUUGAAAUCCGAGAAUUCAGCGCUUGCUGAUGCUUUUGCUGGUGCUGCAGCCAGUCCCAUAGUUCCUCGACUAAUAGGUUAUGUAAGAAAUGGAAAUAGAUUUGUUCUGCCCACACGACCAACUGCUACGGAAUUUCAAGGUCCAAUUCUACUUCUAAUAUUUGGCACAUUCAGACUUUCAUUAUCAUAUUGGAUAUAUUUAUGGCUAAAUAAAUCAAAAAAUGGUCCUUUAGAAACCACAUUCACAAAUCAGACAUCCACUUCCACGCAACAAAUAUGGCAGCCAGACAACAUCAUUAUGAUGAAUAUGAAUAUACAUCAAAGGUUACCACAUACGAAUCUGGAUCCAACCACAUCGCAAUUAAAACCUCAUUUUGAACUGACUAAAGUUGGGUUGCCUGGACAUCGAUUACAUUUUGCAGAUUUGCAGGAAUUAAAUGCUUACAUGGAAGAAAGAAUUACAAAUAGUGAACAUAGUGAACAAGAACCAGACGAAAUUAGAUAUGAUGAGGGCAGUAAUUAUUGA
Messenger RNA from Ambispora gerdemannii, 684 nucleotides. The record is from the annotation of a GenBank genome assembly. Lineage: Eukaryota; Fungi; Glomeromycota; Glomeromycetes; Archaeosporales; Ambisporaceae.